UAGCCAUUCAAGGACCAGGCAGGAAACAGACAUGGCUCGUGGACAAAUGUUGCCGGCUCUGUUGGUGGCGGUGUUGGCCGCCAGCUGUCAGCGAGCGAUGUGCGGCCACGCCCACUCGUACGCCCACCAGACGGGUCCCGUGGUGGGUCCUGCCCACCCAGUCACCGUGGAGCACUCCGGACACGUGGGCUACGGACACGGACACGGAGGACACAGCGUCGACUACGUGGCGUACCCGAAGUACGAGUUCGAGUACGGGGUGUCUGACGGGCACACAGGGGACCACCACUCCCAGAAGGAGCACCGCGACGGAGACGUCGUGACCGGCGAGUACUCGCUCAAGGAGGCGGACGGCAGCGUGCGCACCGUCAAGUACCACGCCGACAAGUCCGGCUUCCACCCCGUCGUGCACCACUCGCACCACGUGUCAUGGAGUGUGUUCCUGCAGACGGCGUCGGCACUGUUGGUGGCGGUGGUGGCUGCCACCUGUCAUCAGUCACUGUGUGGCCACGCCCACUCCUACGCCCACCAGACGACUCCUGUGGUGGGCCCCGCCCAUCCCGUCACUGUGGGACACGCCGGCUACGGCGGUUAUGGACACGGACAUGGAGGACACAGUGUUGACUACGUGGCGUACCCGAAGUACGAGUUCGAGUACGGGGUGUCUGACGGGCACACAGGGGACCACCACUCCCAGAAGGAGCACCGCGACGGAGACGUGGUGACUGGCGAGUACUCGCUCAAGGAGGCGGACGGCAGCGUGCGCACCGUCAAGUACCACGCCGACAAGUCCGGCUUCCACCCCGUCGUGCACCACUCGCACCACGGCUACGGCGCUUCACCUGACGCAGGAUUCCCACGAGGUUACGCACACUACUGAGGGUGCCUCUUCUGCAGCAGCUGGAGCCCAGAUUGCAGAGACUGCCUUCCGCCACGUCUCCUCACGCCCUUAGUGAUAAGCUUCUACUGAUCUCGUAAAAGCAACAUCGUAAGCACGCUGUCUUAGUAUCUUAAGUGCAGUAUUGUAAACUUCAGCAAGCAUUUAUUAUUCCCUUGAAACCAGUUCCCCCAUUCCACGACAUGUGAUUAUAAUGUAGCCAAGUUCCUAUUAGUGAGAUGAAUGUUCACUCCAUACUAACCCUGCUGUACUGCGCCACGUCGGAAGAAACUGCCUUGUGAAACAUUUUACUUCUUUUAGUGUAAGUGCAGUCUGUACCGUUAUUUUUGUAUUGGUUGUAUAUUAAUACUUUUGUA
This is a messenger RNA of Schistocerca americana (American grasshopper), 1254 nucleotides long. RefSeq names its product adult-specific cuticular protein ACP-20-like. NCBI's taxonomy places the organism in Eukaryota, Metazoa, Arthropoda, Insecta, Orthoptera, Acrididae. The transcript is spliced from 6 exons. The record is from RefSeq and is a predicted model, not a curated record. Bases 32 to 880 code for a protein of 282 amino acids. Gene Ontology annotation, cellular component: extracellular matrix.